Didymodactylos carnosus is the source of this 408-nucleotide messenger RNA. Lineage: Eukaryota; Metazoa; Rotifera; Eurotatoria; Philodinida; Philodinidae. The record is from the annotation of a GenBank genome assembly.
AUGAAUCACGUAAAAGCUCGUCAACGUAAUAAUUCUAUUCUUAAGAAAUUAACAGGUAAAGCAUUAGAAAAUUUCCGUGCUAAUACUAAUUACCGUCAAAGAAAAUGUCGUUUAAAGAAACGUAAACGUUUAAUUAAUAAUAAACCAACAUCAUUUCAAAAUUGUCAAUCUUUUGGUAAAGCUAUGAAAAAAGUAACAUCUGCUUUGCCAAAAUGCGAUAAAAAGAAGAAAGAUGUUAUUCAACAUCUAGAUCAAAAAUAUAAUCUUGUUCCAAAACCUGUUCAACAACGUACAUGUGCCAAUAUAUCUGAUCAGACUAAAAAUGCGGUUCAUAAGUUUUAUUUAAGAGACGAUGUUUCUUAUCAAUUACCUGGUAAACGGAGGGCUUACAAUUUAUUAACAAAAUAA